Molecule: messenger RNA, 1070 nt
Organism: Brassica napus (rape)
Lineage: Eukaryota; Viridiplantae; Streptophyta; Magnoliopsida; Brassicales; Brassicaceae
Product: multiple organellar RNA editing factor 1, mitochondrial-like
Exons: 4
Coding region: 147-884 (245 amino acids)
Biological process (GO): mitochondrial mRNA modification; cytidine to uridine editing
Cellular component (GO): mitochondrion
Source: RefSeq, a predicted model, not a curated record
AUUAAAAAAAAAAAAAAAGAAUAUAGAGAGAGAAAAGGCGACAAUACCAAGAGAGGAAUAUCAGAUCAUAUUCAGACGGAAAAGCAGAGUUAAAUAAAACAGAGAGAUAAGAACAAAGCUUUUACGCAAAAACCUCAGCAGCUACUAUGGCUAUGUACUCUCACCUUCUCCGACGUGCCACCACUUCACGUUUCUCACUCUCUCUGUCGUCCUCCUCCAACCUCGGACGAGCCUUUCUCACCACCGCUUCAUGUUACUCACUCUCUCCGUCGUCGUCCUCCGUUGCUCCAACCUCCAACCUCGGAGGAGCCUCACUCACCUCCGCUUCAGGUUACGCACUCUCUCCGUCGCCCUCCUCCAUUGCAUCUGUGUCCACGGUGCUGAAGAGAGGGAGUUUAACGGAAGCAACUCGAGCUCCGGCGAGGCUGUUCUCGACGAGCAAGUACAAGCUUUACGACGACGGCGAUGAAAUCACGGAAAAUACUGUUCUCUUCGAAGGGUGUGACUACAAGCACUGGCUCAUCGCCAUGGAUUUCCCCAAGGACAAUCCUUUGUCUCCCGAGGAAAUGGUCUCUACCUACGAGAACACUUGUGCCGCUGGGCUUGGUAUCAGCUUGGAAGACGCAAAGAAGAAGAUCUAUGCUUGUAGUACAACCACCUACAAAGGCUUCCAAGCGAUUAUGACUGAAGAAGAAUCAGACAAGUUCAAGGGAUUGCCCGGAGUAGUCUUUACAUUGCCUGAUUGCUACAUUGAUGACGUGAAGAAAGAGUAUGGAGGGGACAAAUACGAUAAUGGAGUUAUCACACACAGGCCACCACCAGUACCCAUCCACUAUAACAAAAGAAGCCCUCUCCUUGGUCUGCAACCACCAACUGAUUACUAAGGAAUCUCGCAUCUAAUCUCUCGAUGUCGCGUGUUUUUAGUUGUGCUCUCAAGGUGUCUACUGACAUCUUUUCAAAUAUUGGAGCCUUGUGUUUCUUUCUUUUGACUACUCUGCUCUUUGUUGGGAUCGCAUCCCCUUGGCCGUUAUGGCUGGUACUUUGUCUGAACCUCCAUGGUUUCUCUUAAA